Messenger RNA from Paramisgurnus dabryanus, 6255 nucleotides. The record is from RefSeq and is a predicted model, not a curated record. NCBI's taxonomy places the organism in Eukaryota, Metazoa, Chordata, Actinopteri, Cypriniformes, Cobitidae.
UCAACCGGUUCUGCAGGUACAAGGUAAAAGUGAAAGUAAGUUGUGGUCUUUGUUAUUCGUCAUCGUCACUUUUAGCAGGUAAAUUCUUUUCAAUACGAAGUAUCAAAGUUUUUAUUUAAAAAAGCUUUUAUGGCGGUAGGCUAUGUACAUGGAUCUAGUUUUUGAAAAAAAAAAGGAUUUUGACAAUGUGAAUCUACAGAGAGUGAGCAUGGUGAUUGUUCAGUUUUAGAUGUGGAGAUCAACUUAACCUCUGCAGCUCCAUUAUGACUGAAACACAAACAUCCACAGAUGGAGAUUUUUCUCCAGAAUCCAGUUCCAAUCAACAAAAGAAAUCAGAUCCAGAGUUCAGCUGUGUGUCUAUAAAGAGUAACCUGUCUAUGAAACAGCCAACAACAUUUAAGAGUGAAGAUUCAUGUCCUGCUCUUAGUUCCAAUCAACAAAAGAAAUCAGAUCCAGAGUCCAGCUAUGUGUCUAUAAAGAGUAACCUGUCUAUGAAACAGCCAACAACAUUUAAGAGUGGAGAUCCAUGUCCUACUCUAAGUUCCAAUCAACAGAAUUCGGAUCCAGAGUUGAGCUGUGUGUCUAUAAAUAGUAACCUGUCUAUGAAACAGCCCACAACAUUUAAAAGUGGAGAUCCGUAUCCUGCUCUCAGGUCAGAUUUCACUCAACCACAAGACUGCAAUAAAGAUACGUAUCCUGGUUUAAGCCAUGACUUAAAUCCUGCAGAAGUUCUCCAAACAUUUAAAACAAAUCUGAGUGAGAAGUUUAAACUUUUGUGUGAAGGAACAUCAAAGCAGGGAAUCCCAAUACUGCUAAAUGAGAUCUACACAGACCUCUACAUUACAGAGAGUGGAACUGGAGAGAUCAAUAAUACACAUGAAGUGAGACAGAUUGAGACACAAUCUAGGAGAAUAGUACUAGAUGAGACACCAAUCAAAUAUAAUGACAUCUUUAAACCUUCACCUCCAAAAUACAAAGAAAUGACAUCAGAACAAAAUGACAUCAGAAGUGUGCUGACAAAGGGAGUCGCUGGCAUUGGAAAAACAGUCUCUGUGCAGAAGUUCAUUCUGGACUGGGCUGAAGGGAAAGCGAAUCAGGACGUCCACCUCAUAUUUCCACUUCCUUUCAGAGAGCUCAAUUUGAUGAAAGACCAGCAACUCAGUCUUUUAGAUCUUCUUCAUGUCUUCUUCCCUGAAACAAAAAAUAUUAAAAUAUUCAGUGAUGAAUAUAAAGUAUUAUUCAUCUUUGAUGGUUUGGAUGAGUGUCGCCUGUCUCUGGAUUUUCACAGCAGUGUGAGGUUGUGUGAUGUAAGUGAAUCUGCCUCGGUGGAUGUGCUGCUGAGAAACCUGAUCAAAAGGAGUCUAGUUCCCUCUGCUGUCAUUUGGAUCACCUCCAGACCAGCAGCUUCUGAUCUCAUCCCCUCCGAGUGUGUCGAUCGAGUCACAGAGGUAAGAGGCUUCAGUGACACAAACAAGAAGGAAUACAUCAGGAAGAGAAUCAGGGAUGAGAGUCUGGCCAACAGAAUCAUCUCACAUCUGAAGUCAUUAAGGAGUCUCUACAUCAUGUGUCACAUCCCAGUGUUCAGCUGUAUUUCAGUCACUGUUUUAGAGAGAAUAUUGAGUGAAGCAGAGAGUCAAGAGAUCCCCAAAACUCUCACUCAAAUGUACACACACUUCCUGAUCAUUCAGACAAACAUCAAACAUCAGAAGCACUAUGAGAAGAAAGAUGAAGACAUGAUCUUCAAACUGGGGAGACUGGCUUUUGAGCAGCUUGUGAAAGGCAAUUUGAUCUUCUAUGAUGAAGACCUGAGAGAGUGUGGCAUUGAUGUAGCAGAAGCAUCAGUGUACUCAGGAUUGUGUACUCAGAUCUUCAGAGAGGAGUUUGGCUUGUAUCAGAGGAAAGUUUACUGCUUUGUUCAUCUGAGCAUUCAGGAACACCUAGCAGCUCUUUAUGUGCACCUCAGUUUUAUACACGAUAAACAAAGUUUAUCUAACACCUUUUUGCAAACCACUUUAUCUGAUUUGCAUCGGAAGGCUGUGGAUGAGGCUUUAGAAAGCCAAAAUGGACAUCUGGACCUUUUUCUUUGUUUUCUUUUGGGUCUUUCAUUGGAGUCUAAUCAGAAUCUCCUACAAAGUCUGAUGACACAGACAGGUAGGAGCAGCUCCCACAGCAAUGAAAACACAGUCAAAUAUAUCAAACAGAAGAUCAACAAGAAGCUUCCCUCGGAGAAGUACAUCAAUCUGUUUCACUGUUUGAAUGAACUAGGUGAUCGUUCACUAGUAGAGGAAAUCCAACAUUAUCUGAAAUCUAAAACAUUGAGUGAGAACAAGCUCUCUUCAUCUCAGUGGUCAGCUGUAGUUUUUGUGUUGUUGACAUCAGAACAGGACAUAAAUGAGUUUAAUCUGAAGGAUUUUUUUAGAGGAAACAAGACUGAAACAUUGAAAGUUCUUCAAAAGCUCAUGCCUGUGAUUAAAGAAUCCAGAUCAGUUAACACUGGUAUAAGCACCUUGGACUUUUCGCAAAUAAUACCCCCAGAGAUCCACCGGUUGACGGACCCCUAUGCAGAGUACAGGGCACACCGGGCCAAGCCGACAGCGAGGAAAAGAGGGAGACGCGGUGGCGUGCGCCAGAGGCUUAGGAGACAGGGUCACAGGCGGAUACACCAUUCGACAAUCAUCCUCGCCAAUGUUCAGUCACUUCGGAACAAAGUGGACGAGCUUCAGGCAAACGUCAAGUUUCUAGCAGAGUAUAGCAACGCCUGUCUUCUCGCCUUCACAGAAACGUGGCUUAAGGAACAUGACAUACAGUCUGAUUUGGAGAUCAACAGUUUCGGAGUAAAUAGUUGGUGUAACACAGUGGUUGUCAGAGAGUCACUGUGUACGCCGGACAUUGAACCCUAAUUAUUUGUGACUCUUGUUUAUAUCCAUCCGAAGGCUAACGUCGAUAUGGCCACUCAAGCCAUGGCCACUUCCGUGCAGCGGCUUCAGGGGAUUUCCCCUGAUGCGCCGAUUUUAAUAAUGGGUGAUUUGAAUAACUGUAAACCAUGGAAGUCUCUCUGUAAUUUUUAUCAGUAUGUCACUUGCCCCACCCGUUACUCAAAGUGUUUGGACCUCUGUUAUGGGACGGUUAAAGGGGCUUACAAAUCUUUUCGUAGAGCUCCUCUUGGAUCGUCAGACCAUAAUUUGGUUCCUACGUAUAAAUCGGUCCGAAAGAGACUCAAAACGGAACGAAGAUUUGUUCCGGUAUGGUCAGAAGACUCUAUUCAGUGCCUCCAAGACUGUUUUACUAUCACUGAUUGGGAUGUGUUUAAAAAUGCCUGCCCGGAUUUAAAUGAAUUAACAGAAACUGUGUCUGCCUGUAUAUCAUUUUGUGAGGAAACAAUUAUUCCACAGAAAUCCUUCUCCAUUUACCCAAAUAUAAACCUUGGGUCUCAAAAUCAGUCAAAAGUAUAAUUAAGCAGAGAAACAUUAGUUUUAAUCAGGGCGACAUGAUACAGCACAGAGCACUUUCAAAACAGGUGAAGAAGGAGCUUAAGCUUGCUAAGUGUGCAUAUAAGGACAAAGUGGAAAACUUUUUGCAUGAUGGGAAUUCACGUCCUGCAUGGGAGGGCAUGAAUCCAUGAUAGGUUUGCAACCCAAAAAGGGUCCAUUUCUCUAGCUGGGAAAACUGACCUUGAUUUUUCUAAUGAAUUUAAUGUUUUUUAUAAUCGUUUUAAUGUUUAUGAUUUUAGUGAGGAGAUGUCUGUUUUUUAAAAUUGCUGAUUGUGUUCCUGUAAGUAAUAUUGUGCACAUUGAUAACUUUAUGGUCUAGAAACUCUUCCGUGGUAUCAAAGCAAGGAAAAGCCCAGGUCCUGAUGGGAUUGGGGGUAGGGUCCUGAAGAACUGUGCUGUUCUGCUGUCAGACAUUUUUUGUUUUAUCUUCCAGUUGUCCUUAGAGCUGCAUACGGUCCCCUGCCUUUGGAAGGAUUCAAUAAUUGUUCCUGUACCUAAGACCAAUAUUCCCAAGACCCUCCAUGAUUUUAGACCAGUAGCACUUACAUGUCUUGUUAUGAAAAGUUUGAAAGGCUAGUGAAGGAUGCACUUAUGGAUGCUGUACAGGAUAAGCUAGACCCUCUCCAGUUUGCUUAUAGGUUGGGCAGAGGUGUGGAUGACGCAACAGGGACACUUUUAAAUAUGGUUUUUAAACAUUUUGAGGAGGCUAGGUCCUUUGUUCGUCUACUAUUUAUUGAUUUCUCAUCUGCUUUUAACAGCAUUCAGCCUUAUGUUUUAGCAGACAGGCUGAAUAAUAUUUUUAACAUUGACAAUGGACUGAUCUGCUGGCUAAUGGAUUUUUUAACAAUAAGGUCACAAUGGGUGAGAGUGAACAGUGUUUUAUCAGAUGCCCUUUUACCUUCUACCGGGUCUCCCCAGGGCUGUGUCCUCUCCCCUCUUUUAUUUGUUUUAUACACGAAUGCAUGCCAAAGCCACUAUGAACGUCGUCACAUUAUUAAAUUUGCGGAUGAUACUGUUAUUGUGUCCCUCCUCAGCAGUGAUGACUCUGAACAUGGCCCUGUAACAGACAAGUUUUUUGAUUGGUGUAAAUCUUCUUUUUUACACAUUAAUGUGGCAAAAACUAAAGAGAUGAGCAUUGAUUUUAGAAGGAACUCUCCUGUCUUUUCCCCAGUUGUAAUGGACAAUCAACCAAUUGAACUCGUACAGCAGUACAAAUACCUCGGGACUGUGAUCGACAAUAAAUUGUGCUUUAUGUCACAUGGUAAUGCUGUGUAUAAAAAAGCACUUCAGGGUAUAUAUUUUCUUCGUAAGCUGAUUAGUUUUAAUGUUGAUACUGUUUUUAUGAAAAUUUUUUAUUCUUGUUUUAUUGAAUCAGUUCUUCUUUCUCUUUUAUUUGUUGGCACGGGUCACUUUCUACUAAACAGAAAACCCGCAUGCAAGGUAUUGUGAAGGUUUGCAGCAAAAUUGCGGGUACACCAUAUGACCUAAAUGAUCUGCAUGAGGCCAGAUUCUUAAAGUCGCGAGUUAUUCUGGCUGACCCGAGUCAUCCCUUAUGGGGUGAAUUUCGGUUGCUACCCUCUGGGCGCAGAUAUAGUCUGAUGAGAUGCAAUACAAAUAGACUGAGGAAGUCAUUCAUCCCAGCUGUUAUCCCUAUUGUUAACAGCAUCCUUUAAAUCAUGUAGUACUGUGGCGAUGUUUAUUGUUAUUUGUCUAUUUAUUGCUGUUGAUUUGUAUAUUUGUAUAUUUUUAUGUGUGUUACUGCGUGCUGUAACCCAAAUGGCCCCUCUGGGAUAAUAAAGUGGCCUUGACCUUGAUGAAACAAAGUUCCUAGAUUAAGAACAUCACAUUGCCAUGUUUAAGUGUGUGCUUGGAUUUUAUGCAAUAAACCAAUUUUGCAGUUAAAGAUUUAGAAAAAUGCUAACUUUAGCCUACUAGCAUUAAAAUCACGAUCCCAUUCUUCACUCAAAUCGCUCUCCAAAGCCACGCCUCCUUUAAAACAAUUAACAAAGUGAUUGCUAUCAGUAUAUGAGGAAACUUUUAACCAAUGUGACUAAAAUGUUUCUGGAUAAAAUCAGCGACACUGCCUUUAAACAGUUUUGCAGUUUAGCUGCAAAACAGAUAGCCUGGUAAUACCAUUCUCUGCUACUUUGCUUCGCUUCGUAGACAGAGUAUGGCUGGGCAUAAUUGAUAAGCGUUUACCUUCUCAUGGGGGGGUUGGUCUGAAGUUUAGAAUCAUUGGUGUAAACGUAAGCCAAUCAUAUAAUGUUUGGUUAAGACGUGUGUUAUGUGCCACGGCUCUCUGCCCACCCUCUGUUCGUUGAUUGGAGCGGCCAUUUUGGAGCCAAAGGAAAACGGUUAAAAUGGGAGAUAUCUCAGACUAAGUACAGAAGCAAAAUGAAAUAGAGCGGAGGUACGAAGUCUGACGUAGUGAGGCUACAAAACAGGUGUGCUAUGCAGAAUUUUCAGUUACUGCCUUUAAACAUGACAUUCAGACUUGCCCAACCUCUUGGAAUAAUGCCAGUUGUACAAGUUCCCUAACUCCAUUUUAGCGGCACAACUGUAAUGAUAACUCUAUAAUUCUACCCAAUCUGAAGUGGCACUAAAGUGCAAUGAAAAAGCAAACCGAACCAAAGUAAAGCCAGUCAAGCCGCGUAGUGCCACACAAUGGAAAACGCUUAAAGAUUGCCUCCUAGAAACUUCCCAAACCCCCAAAACACAGGCAAAGGACAGUGUUUCUAUAGACAGAAACACCACCACACACUUU